CUCACCCUGAGGUGGCCCCGGCUCCAACUCUUUCCUCCUGCAGGUGAGGGACUCUCCAGGCUCCGUGCUGGCUUCCAGGAAUUCCCGGGAGCCGAUUCCCAAAGGGAAUGUUGUGUGCCCAGAUCCUUGUCCUGGCGGUGGCCGCGGGGCCGCUCCGAGCCGGGGCCGUCCAUGAGGCCUGCAGGACAGCGGAGGCGGCCGAGGUUCUGUUCCUGGUGGGGCACUCGCAGGGUGUGGGGAAGGAGAGCUCACGGCUGCUCCGGGAGUUCAUCGGGAACGCCGCCAGAUCCUUCGGGAACCUUCCAGAUCCUUCCAUGGAGACGGGAAGAGGAGGAGUCCGGCUGGGGCUGGCUGUCUAUGGGGACACAGCGAGGAUGAGUGUUGAGCUCACGGAUUACGUCACCAUCAAAGGAAUGCUGGAUGCAGUUCAGGACCUCUCCUUCAGAGGCAGCAGCCUCCAAACAGGCUCAGCCCUGGCUUUUGCAGCUCAGGCCUUGUCCCACCAGGACACCCUGAGAGAGGAGGCAGCCAAGGUGCUGGUUCUGAUCACGGACGGGAGAUCCAGCGAUUCCGUGGAGGAGGGAGCGCGGAUCCUGCAGGACCAGGGGGUGACAGUGUUUGCCGUGGGGAUCAAGGAUGCCGACAGGAGCGAGUUGGGCAGGAUUGCCUCAGAUCCCACUGCGGAGCACCUGCUCUACGUGGAGGAUUUCCAGCUGCUCCCAGAUGUGGCUCCCAAACUCUCCCGGAGGCUCUGCUUCACCGCCUCGGAGCCGCCGCGUCCUGUCAGGCAGAGGGUGCGAGCUGAGCCGACCCUGGGCCCUCGGGAGCUGCGUGUCACCGAGCACAGCCACAGCUCCCUGAGGCUCUCGUGGGUGGCAGCCACGGGCAGGGUGACAGGGUACCGCGUCCAAGCCCACCCCGCGCUGCCGCCGGGGCAGCCGGAGCCGGAGCACCAGCGGCAGGUGGAGGUGGACGGGGACACAACCACGGCGCUGGUGACAGAGCUGAAGCCCAGCACCAAGUACGUGCUGACGGUGAGGGCCAGCUACGGAGGGACCCUCGGGGAGCCGGCCCAGACCAGAGGGAAAACGACUCCCGUGCCUCCGGUCACCAAUUUCCGUGUGGUAGAAGAGGGAAUUUUCAGCCUGAAGGUGGCUUGGACUCCUCCCCUGGGCAAACUGGAGGGCUAUAAGAUCUACAUCCCCAGGGCCAACAAGCCCGGGAUGACCCUGGAGCAGAUCCUGCGGGGCGACGUCUCUUCCCACCUGCUGGAAAACCUGCAGGAGGACAGGGAAUACAGCAUCAGCAUCUACGCCGUGCACCCCGAGGGCCCCAGCCAGCCCGUGGCUGCCCUGGGGAGGACACUGAAGCUCCUGCCUGUGGAAAACCUUUGGCUGCAGAACGAGACCACGGACACGAUCCAGGCACGGUGGAGCCCUGUCCGGGGAGCAACGGGAUACAGGCUCACCUGGACAUCAGCAGAGGGCAGCGUCCAGGACGUGACCCUCGGCAGCUCCUACAGCUACUACAUGAUCCAGGGGCUGGAGGCGGGCACGGAGCACACGGUGACCAUCAACCCCAUCUUCGGGGACGUCGAGGGGCCAGUGGUGACCGGCAGGGCCACCACAGUGGCAUCCAGCACGGUGCAGAUGCUGAAGGUGAGCGAGAUUUCCAUCAACAGCCUCCUGGUGUCCUGGGAUUCGGUCGUGGGAGCCACCGGGUACAGGGUGGCCUGGGGACCGACGCCAGAAUUCUUCGGCAAGGACCGUCCCCGUCACCUGGCCCUCAACAAGUCAGUGACGUCCCACCAGCUCCGCAGCCUGGCCCCCGACACCGAGUACGUGAUUUCUCUGUCCGUGCUCUUCGGCUCCGGGGAGGGCCCCGGGAUCACCACCUCAGCCAGGACGGCUCCUCUGGGAUCUGUCUCCAACUUCAAGGUGAUGUCCCACACCAGCACCAGCCUGUCCUUGGCCUGGAGUGCCACAGCCGCUGCCACCAAAUUCAAACUCACCUGGAGCCCCGUGGGAGCAGGCAAAGGAAAACAGGUUGCCAGGACUCGUUACCUGGGCAGCAGAGUGCUGGCCCAUCGGAUUGAGCACCUGGUGCCCGACACCCUGUACAGGAUCAGUGUCCGGGCUGUGUUCAGCAGGACCGAGGGGCCGGAGGUGAUCCUGACUCACCACACAGCUCCUUCUGGAGAUUCCAACCCCGUCCCGACCAUCCAGGACCUGAGGGUUACCGACACUGGUGUAGACACUUUGAAGCUGGCUUGGAAAAGGCUUCCUGGGAUAAGUCACUACAAGAUAUCCUGGGAGCCACCCAAUGGUGACUCGGAAUCCUCCCAGCUGCUCCCGGCAGACGCCGUUUCCUUCGCCAUUCCCAAACUGAAGGACAACACCCCCUACACCAUCUCCGUGUCUGCAGUGGCAAAGGGACAGGAGGGGAACCCCACGGUCCUCACGGCCAAGACCUCGGAUUUUCCCAAAGUGACGGAAUUCACCGUGCAGGAGGCCGCGGAUUCCAGCAUUCUGUUGUCCUGGGAUGCUGUUCCCGGAGCGUCCCUGUAUUUACUGACGUGGGGAUUGUCCUCAGCUCCCGCUCUUUCCCAGGAAUUGUUACCGGCAGCUUCCCGAUCCCAUCGAGUGACAGGGCUGAGCUCCAAGGAAAUGUAUUUGUUUUCCAUAAAACCAAUGUUUGGAGACUUGGAGGGACCGGAGACAACGCUCCUCGGACAAACGGCAGGAGAUCCUGGGGCGUCACCAACUGCUCCAGUGGCUCCUACACCGUUGGAUUGGAGGAAAUCUCCAUCGGGAUCUCCCGGCAGUGCGGGGACCACUCCCCUCCCAGUGCCCACCAGUAUGAAAUUCCCAGAGCCCCCAGUAUGGACCAGCAAGGUGUCGGCACCGCCGACAGCCCUGCCUGGGCCAAUUUGUGGGAAGCUCAAGGCAGACGUUGGGUUCCUGGUGGAUGAAUCCUCGAGUAUCGGCCAGAGCAACUUCAAUAAAGUGAAGGAUUUCCUCUUCCGGAUCGUUUCCUAUUUCCCCAAGAUCGGGCCUGAAGGGACACAGGUUGCUGUUGCUCAGUACAGCGAGGAGCCCAGGGCAGCUUUCCACUUCAACCAACACCGCGACCGCAACGGAGCCCUCAGAGCCAUCAGAGGGCUGAGCUACACCGGAGGCGACACCAAAACAGGCCACGCCAUCUCCUACGUGCUAAGGGAAUUAUUCCAGCCCUCCAGAGGGAUGAGACCGGGUUUUCCUCACAUCCUGGUGCUCGUGACCGAUGGACAAUCCCAGGAUGACGUGUUGUCCCCAGCCAGAGCAGCCCAUGCUUUGGGGCUCCGUGUCAUUGCCGUGGGGGUGUCAGGAGCUGACCCCAUGGAGCUCCACAGGAUCCUGCUGCAGCAGAAUUCCCAAAACGUUUUCUACGUCCGCACCUUCGACGACUUCCCCCAAAUCCUCCAGGAGUUGAUAGAAGCCGUUUGUUCUGAUCCUCAGCUCCCAGGAACCCAAAUCCCACCAGGAGAGAGCUCCAGGGGCUCGGCAGCUCACAGGGGUUAUGACCUCCACAGCUUCACUACAAAGGGAGAGAAAGGGGAGCGGGGUCUCCCUGGGAAGGACGGCAUUCCCGGGCUGCCGGGCAGGCCGGGCCGGCCGGGUCCUCCAGGUCCCCCUGGAAUCAUGGGGCUCCCUGGCAGCCAAGGUGACAUCGGAUCUCCGGGCUAUCCAGGACCAGCAGGGCCAAAAGGAGACAGAGGAGAGCCAGGCUAUGUCCUGGGAGGAGUGGAGGUGAUUCCCGGCCGGAAUGGGCAGCCUGGCCCCCCUGGACAGAAGGGGCAGCCGGGGGUUCCCGGGGUUCCGGGACCACCAGGUUCUCCAGGGCCACCAGGAAUCUCCGUCAAGGGUGAAACAGGGGAUUCAGGGAUCAGGGGUCCCCGGGGCAGGAGCGGCCUCAAAGGUGACAGAGGGGACAGGGGAGAGCCGGGAAAACCUGGCUUGCCAGGCCCUGUGGGGCUCCCUGGGCCUCCUGGACUGCCUGGACCACGUGGAGAAAAGGGAAUGGCAGGAAUUGGUGUUCCUGGCACUGCUGGCAUGAAGGGGGAAGAAGGAGAGCAGGGAAUGAUGGGGCCUCCAGGAGCACCAGGACCAAAGGGAAUUCCAGGACCUCCAGGGCAGAAGGGAGACGAAGGAAAUCCAGGAUUUCCAGGUGCUCCAGCCUUGGAGGUUUUGGGACCUCCAGGCAAGAAAGGUGUCAGGGGAGAUCCUGGACCAGCUGGACGACAAGGAGACAAAGGAAUCCCAGGAGAAAAAGGGGAGAAGGGAAGCCCAGGAUUUGGAAUUCCUGGCCAGCCUGGGCUAAAGGGAGACAUCGGUGACAGAGGAAACGUGGGAUUGUCUGGGAAGCCGGGUCAGAAGGGGGAGAGAGGUGAACCAGGAUUCCCUGGAAAACCAGGAGAGGCUGGGCUGAGAGGAAAAGAUGGAGAAGCUGGAGUCCCUGGAGAGCCAGGAGUGAGAGGAAUCAGGGGUCCUCCUGGACUCCCAGGACGACCUGGAGAGCAAGGAAUGAAAGGAGAUCCAGGAGAACCUGGGAAGGAUGGAGAUCCCGGGAAGGACGGCCUGAGAGGUGAAAGAGGCCCCCCAGGCCCAAAGGGAGAACCUGGCCCACCAGGAAAAGGAGUGGAAAUGAAGGACCUGGAGAGGCUUUUUGAAGAGUACGGGAUCAAGCUGGCGCUGCUGAGGGACCUCUCCAAGGCGAUCCUGCGGGAUGGGCUGGAUGGGCUCCUAUGGCGCCCGGGUGGCUCCAGGACGAGCGAAACUUCCAGGGAAAACCAGGCAGCCGUGCCUGUCACCGAUCCGCCAGAUUCCAACACUUCCCACCGUGUCCCGGCCGGCACCGAGGCGGCAGGAGAAGGACAGAGCCUGGAGAUGGAGGGUCUGGAGGUGCCUCUGUCUGGAGGAUCCCCUGAGAGCUUGGCUGUGCCCCCACCACAUCCAGGAGAUCUGCAGGAAAACCAUUCCCUGGAUCUCCUCCAGCCCUGGGAGGAGAGGCUGGAAGGACACUCGCAGCAGGACAGCAGCCAGGAUUUUAUGAAAUCGCGGAAUGGGGUGGGAAAGGUCCUAAAUCCCAUCCAGUUCCAUGGGCAGGGACACCUUCCGCUAUCCCAGGAAAACGGGAAUUCCGACGACGGCUCCGCGAUCCCGCGGCACAGAUCCAGGAGAUCUCCCGGGCAUGAGGGACACCCCGUAGGGAUCCCAUUCCAGAGCCAUCCCUGUGAUCCGGGAGGAAGCAGGGCCCCUUCCCUGGAGGCUCCAUCCCCGCCUCAUCCCCCCGGUGCUCCGGGAGCUCCGAAAUUCCCGUCGGGAUCCGCGGCAUAUCCAGGCCCUCAUCAUCCGAGGAGAAUUAAGAAGGAGGGAAGUGUCCCGGCAGAUCCCUCCUCCCGUGGCCCAAAGGGAGAAAUGGGAGCUCCUGGAGCCCGCGGAGAGAAAGGAGAAAAGGGGCAGCCUGGGGACGUGGGAGAACCUGGAGAGAAGGGCACCAAAGGAGACCGAGGGGAAGAAGGUCAAAAGGGAGAACCAGGAAUUGGGUUCAGAGGUCCCGUUGGCCAGGCUGGGCCACCUGGACUUAAGGGCGAGCCAGGGGCCCCGGGACCUCCAGGAGCGCAGGGAAUCCAAGGAAUUCGCGGCAACGCCGGCACUCCCGGAUCCCAGGGGGACAGAGGAGCUCCAGGUGUGCCCGGAAUUCCAGGACAGAAGGGAGAACGUGGGAGGAGAGGCCGGAGUGGAUUUCCUGGGCCCGUGGGACCAUCGGGAUCCCCAGGAGAAGAGGGAAUUCCUGGGACACCUGGACCCAAAGGCAACAAGGGAGACGCCGGCGUUGGAGCCGCUGGCCCGAGAGGUCCCCGUGGAUUCCCUGGGCCUCGGGGUGACGAGGGCAUCGUGGGAAUGCGGGGUCCCCCUGGAAUGAUGGGUCCCAAAGGCUUCCCAGGCGUGAAAGGCCAAAGAGGUGAUCGGGGUCUUCUGGGACCAAAGGGAGAACGAGGUGAGUCCAUGACUAUUUUUGGACCUCAAGGCUACAAAGGCACCAAAGGAGAUCCCGGUGAGCAGGGACUGCCAGGUUUUGAUGGAGACAAAGGCGAGAAGGGAGAGGACGGACCCGUGGGAGAAAAGGGAAUCAAAGGAGAAGCUGGAUCCAAGGGAAUGAUGGGACUUUUCGGGAGCAGAGGACCUGUGGGACAGAAGGGGGAGCCAGGAGAACCGAGCUCGCCGGGAUCUGCCGGUGCAGCAGGACUCGAUGGGAAGAACGGGAUCAAGGGGGCCAAAGGUGACAGAGGCCUUCAGGGACAGAAGGGGAAGCCGGGAGGGAAAGGUGACCCUGGGACCACCGGUGACACCGGGCAGAAAGGGACAAAGGGAUUGCGGGGGCUUCCAGGCCGGACGGGCGCUCCCGGAGCCAAAGGCGCCAAGGGAGAAACUGGCAGUCCCGGAAAACCGGGAAUUCCGGGAUCGAAUGGACAACGUGGACCAAAGGGCGAACCAGGAGCCUCAGGGAGCGACGGCGCCUCGGGAAUUCCUGGGGAGAAAGGAGAAAAGGGAUCCAAGGGAGUUCCUGGACUGGGAGGAUUCAAAGGACAGGCGGGAUGGCCUGGGGAGCCCGGAGGGGCCGGAGCGGCGGGACCUCGAGGGCCACCGGGAGAGCCAGGCCCACCGGGGCCUCCAGGGAAAAGAGGGAGAUCCCAGCUCGGCCUCCCGGGAUCCCCGGGCAUGGACGGGCUGAAAGGAGAAGUGGGGGAGAACGGUCCCGCCGGGCAGAAGGGAGCCAAGGGGGAGCCGGGCCUUUCCGAGGAAGAGGUGAAGGAAGUGCUCCGGAGCGAAAUGAGAGGGAUUUGUGGUUGUGGAGGUGAGUUGGGAAGGAUGUCCAUGGAAAAGGGUCUGGAGGCGGCUGAAGUCCACAGGCGGCUCCAAGGGUAUUCCCAGCCUCGGGAAUACAGCGGGAAUUGGGAAGAAAUUGGCACAGCUCACGGCAAGACCACGCUGGAGACUCCGGUGGAGCCCUCCAUGGAGCCCCCUCCGCUCGCUGCAGCCCGGGUGCUGCAGACAACGGGAAUCUCUCAGCCAGGAGAAGCCGACGGCCAAUUACCAGCCGUGUGCCUGCAGCCCAUGGACGAGGGCUCCUGCCAGCGCCAUUCCCUGCUCUGGUACUUCCACGGCCCCACAAACUCCUGCCGGCCCUUCCUGUUUGGGGGCUGCCGCGGGAACGGGAACCGCUUCCCAUCCCGGCGGGAAUGCGAGCGCCGCUGCCGGAGCGCCACAGGUGAGGCUGGGCCCUCCAGAUUCCCGAAUUCCUGCAGCCAGGAGCGAGGCCAGAGCGGGAAAACCCAUCCGGGAUUUGCCCACUCCCAUUUCCUGAAGGUGCCCCACUGGGAAGGGCCAGGGAGUCGCGGGGUUUUCUUCCCAUUCCCAGGUCAUUCCCAGGAGCUCCUGGACAUCCUUGGGGCAAUUCCAUGGGUGGGAAUGCAUGGAUGUUGCAUGGAUCCACAUCCUGAUAUUUGGAACAUCUUUUGUGCUUUCCAAGGAGUGAAAUUGGCAGGAAUUUGGGGAUUUGUGCCCUCAAAACCCUGGAAUGUUCCAUCCAAGCACCCUCCGGCAUCUCCGGCCUCCAGGCAGAACCUGAAGUUUAAUCUGGACCAGUUUAGGCCUGGAUUAAAUCCCCAGGGUUGGGGUCUCACCUCAUCCAGGGGUUCAGUGGGAAAAACUCCUGGAAGCACAGCUUGGGUUCCAGGAGUUUGGGAUUAGUUUGGGAUCGCCAGAUCCAGGGGUUUGGGAUCGGUUUGGGAUCGCCAGAUCUAGGAGUUUGGGAUCGGUUUGUGUGGAUUUUCCCUCAUCUCCAGGGAAAAUGGGCCCUGGUGGGAAUCCAAACCCAGCUCCAAGCAGGGCAGGAGCUGGGACUGAUCCCAGCCUUCCAAGGAAAAUAUUCCUCUCUCAGAAUUCCCUCUGCCCGGAGACCUCUGGAAAAAAAAAAAUCCAUGAAUUCUCCACAAUCCAUUAAAAAAAAUCCCUGGUGAGGUUCAUCUGCCCUGGGCUUGAGGGAAACUUUAAAAAGAGAGAGGAAUUAAAGGCUCAGAUCCAUAAUUUUGGGAAUCACUCCAAGGGCUUGGAAUGCAGGCCCAGCAGCACCAGGAAAGGAGUGAAGCUCCUCCUGCCCAGUUUUUUUUUCCAGGGAAUUUGCUUUAGGAGCCACUGGGAACCUCACAAAGCAGCUGAAGUUUGUGGGAAGAAAAACUACCGGGAAUGGGAUUAAUCCCAAUCCAAGACAAAUCCCUGAGUCCUCCCUGAGUGCCCAUUUCUCCUGGCUGAUCCAGGAUUCAGCCAGGAUCGGGAUAUUUGCUUUUCAUGGAUGUGGGAUGGGCAGGGACCUCCUGAGCCACUGUGAGCUCAGGAAUUCCAAGAGGGAGCCCAACCUCUGGCAUUCCCAUUUUUUCCCUCUUCCCUCUUUUUCCCAAAGCAGGCAGAGGGAGUUGAGCGGCUCCAAGUGCUUCCUCUAAAUCCAACGGGAUUGGGAGGAGCGGCUCUGACACCUCUGGGAUGGACCAGGAAAAACAAACGUGAAGAUGUCUGGGAAAAGAAGAUGGAAAAAAACCCCUGGAAUUAUGGACAUUAUGGGAUGAGGAGAGGGAAACCUCUGGAUGCUCAGGAACAGGAGGAUGGGAAGGGCAGAAUUCCCAGGUGGCACAAAUUCCCAAGUUUUAUUUUUGUAUAAUAAAAGUGUCUCAAUGCCGUGAAAUUCGGGAUCUUUCUCCUGGGAAGAAGGAAACCUUGGGAAUGGCAGGGAAAGGUGGGAAUAUUAAAUUCCCUGGGACCUUCAGGAAUUCCCACCUUCUCUUCCACUUGGGAAUUCCCUGGGGUCUUUAGGAAUUCCUACCUUCUCCUCCACUUGGGAAUUCCCUGGGCAGGUUAAAAGGAGCCAUCCCAAAAUCUCCAAGAAAAAAAAAAAAUAGGGAUUCAAUCCAGGCUUCUCCCUAAAAAACACUGCUUCCAAUUCCACGAGGAGCUCGGAGCUGCAGCUUUUGGAAUUCCAACAGGAGGCGUGGAAAUCCUGGAAGAGGGAUUCUAAAUCCCAGGAUUUUGGUCCCAUGGAGACAUGGACACAGGGAGGGCUCCUGUCCAAUGGAAUCUCUUCCACGGGACAAUCCCUGGGAAAGGUUACAGGACUUCCAAGGGGAAAAUGGGAUUUACGAAAAGAUUUCCAUGAAAUUUGGUAAAACUGAGGUUUCCCAGGUUUCUGAGUUCCCAGAUUUCAGAUUUCCCGGGAUUCGGGGUUGGCUCUUUGCUCCUGGGAGCACAGGUAGGAAAUCCCAGGAUUCUCCUCACCCACAAAAUCCCAGGAUUCUCCUCACCCACAAAAUCCCAGGCACUGAGGAGGGAGGAGCAGAGAUUUGGGGAUUUUCCUUCCUUUUUCCUCCCUCCCACCAAAAAAAAAAAAAAAAAAAAACCUGGAAUUUUGUAAACCUCGGCAAGGAGCCACUUCCAGAGUGACAAUUCCAGCCUCUCCUCCUGAAAUCCUGGUCUGUCCUGAGAUCUCCUUGGGAAAACGCUCCAGAAAAAUGUUCCCUGGGAGAAGCAACAAAACAUUCCCAGUGGGAAAAGUGGCGUCACCCGGAAGGGAGGGGUUGGACUUUUCCACAGGGCUUGGGAAUGAGUGGAAUUCCAAGAAACAUUCCCACAUUUUCCUGUUUUCCUGGUUUCCCGGUGAGAAUUUACCCAGGAAUGCUGAAGGAUGCUGACCUUGGGAUGCUGCAGCCUCGGGAAUUCAACACCCCAGGAAAUAUGGAAUGAGUGGAAUUCCAGCCCCAGGGAAUUGAGAUUAUCCAGGGAAAUAAAGGAUUUGAAAUAAUCUGGGGGGAAAAUGUCAUUCCCAAAUUAAACGGGAAAAAUAAUCAGGGAAACGGAGACUUGGAUGAGCCAACAGAUUUUCUGGCUGGAAAAUAAAAUCAUGGAAUGGUUUGGAUUGAAGGAAAUUUAAGGAUUAUCCAAUUCCAGCCUUGCCAUGGGCAGGGAAUCUUCCACUAUCCCAGGCUGCUCCAAGCCCUGUCCAGCCUGGCCUUGGACAUUCCAGGGAUCCAGGGGCAGCCACAGCUGCUCUGGGAAUUCCA
Prinia subflava (tawny-flanked prinia) is the source of this 10150-nucleotide messenger RNA. RefSeq names its product collagen alpha-1(VII) chain-like. Lineage: Eukaryota; Metazoa; Chordata; Aves; Passeriformes; Cisticolidae. The transcript has 82 exons. Bases 108 to 7793 code for a protein of 2561 amino acids. The record is from RefSeq and is a predicted model, not a curated record. Gene Ontology annotation, molecular function: serine-type endopeptidase inhibitor activity; protein binding.